AAUGAAUUCUGCUGAAUAAUGAAGUCCGAGAGGGAAUCAUUUUCAACCUGUGAAGUAUACGCUGUUGGAGACUGGGAUAAGCUAAAGCUGCUUAUGUGGAAGAACUGGAUUCUUCAGUGGAGUCAGAAAAUGCAAAUUGUGUUUGCCUUGGUCCUGCCAGUUUUAUUUCUCUGCCUCAUUCUAAUACUUCGCAUAAUAGUUAUGCCCGAAAAGCUGGACGAGAUCCGCUACCCUAUCGUGUCCAUUUCGGACCUGAACCUUUACAUGAGGAAGGUGCCACUUGGAAAUAGGAUACUGCACGAGAAUGGAUCCAUUAAUAUACCCCGAAACUUCCUUUGCUUUACUCCAGAUAACCCCAUCAAUAGUGCCAUCGUGAGUGCCACUGCGAUAAGACUACGACUUCUGGGUACCAGACCCUAUGACACCGCUUUGCACAUGGAACGGGACAUGGUGUUGCACAACUUCUUGGCAGGAGUUCAGUUUGAAGAGAACGUGGUGGAGACCAAUGAUGCAGGAUAUCCACUUAAUCUCAAUUACUCGCUCCGAUUUCCCAGCGAACUGCGGACCAUGCAAGGCCCCAUCAUAGACACGUGGCGUACGUCCCGUUUAUUUCUGUCCUACGACACAAGCGGAUCCCGCAAUAGAUUGGAAAGCGAUGGAGGAGUUCCGGUCGGAUAUGUUAGGGAAGGCUUCCUGCCAAUCCAGCAUGCACUGACCAUGUCCUGGCUGACUCUGGCAUCGGGCAUCAAGGACAACGAUCUUCCACGCAUACACCUGCAGCGCUUUCCCUACAGGGCCUACACCUAUGACCGACUGCUGAGUGGCCUGCGUCAGCUGCUGCCCUUCGUAAUCCUGCUGAGCUUCAUCUACCCCGCCUCGACUGUGACCAAGUACGUGACCAGCGAAAAGGAACUGCAGCUCAAGGAGAUCAUGAAGUUGAUCGGCGUGCACAACUGGCUUCAUUGGGUGGCGUGGUUCGUCAAGAGCUAUGUAAUGCUCAUGCUGGUCGUACUUCUUAUCAUGUUCCUGAUCAUGGUGAAGUUCCACGCUUCGGUAGCAGUACUUUCCUAUUCCAGUUGGGUUCCUGUUCUAUUAUUUUUGCACACCUAUGUGGUCGCGAGCAUAUGUCUGUGCUUUAUGCUAGCCGUUUUGUUUGCAAAGGCCAGCACAGCUUCGGCCGUGGCCGCCAUUGUCUGGUUUCUGACCUAUAUACCGUAUUCAUUUGGCUUCUAUUACUACGAACGCCUUAGCCUCAUGGGUAAGCUGCUCAUUUCGCUGAUAUUUUCGAACUCGGCCUUGGGAUUUGGCAUCCAUGUCAUAGUCAUGUGGGAAGGAACCGGAGAGGGAGUCACUUGGAGGAAUAUGUUUCACCCCGUCUCAGCGGAUGAUGAUCUUACGCUGUUCUAUAUAAUCAUGACCAUGAGUUUGGGUUCACUUAUGUCCCUAUCUAUUUGCCUGUAUGUGGAGCAGGUGUUCCCUGGAGAAUACGGUGUGCCUCGUAGGUGGAACUUCAUGUUCCACAAAAAUUACUGGCGGCAAUUCGUGCCAAGCUUGACUAUAGUUCCCAGUUCUUACAACAUCACGCAUGGAUCGCGAAAAGUGAGGAGCUGUCGAAGUGCAAGAGAGGUGGGAAUUCACUUGUUCAACCUGCAAAAGACCUAUGGCAAACACAAAGCGGUCAAGGGUAUCAGUUUAAAGAUGUAUCGCAACGAAAUCACAGUGUUACUCGGCCACAAUGGAGCUGGUAAAACCACAACGAUCAACAUGAUAACUGGCAUAGUUAAGCCCACGAGUGGAACGGCCCUAGUAAACGGGUAUGAUAUACGAACCCAUUUGGCAAAAGCUCGUGAAUCACUGGGAAUUUGCCCGCAGAAUAAUAUACUCUUUAAGGACAUGAGUGUGCGGAAUCAUAUUAUAUUCUUUAGCAAGCUGAAAGGAAUUCGUGGUGUCACUGCGGUGGAAAAUGAGGUGGGUAAGUAUGUGACCAUGCUGGCACUGCAGGAUAAGUCAUAUGUGGCUGCCAAGAACCUGUCUGGUGGUAUGAAGCGCAAGUUGGCCCUGUGUUGUGCUCUAUGUGGAAAUGCCAAGGUGGUGCUGUGCGAUGAGCCCAGUUCUGGAAUCGAUGCAGCCGGACGCAGGAGCCUUUGGGAUCUCCUGCAAAGCGAAAAGGACGGACGCACCAUACUGUUAACCACUCACUAUAUGGACGAAGCCGAUGUCCUGGGCGAUCGCAUUUCUAUCCUAUCUGAGGGCAAGUUGCAGUGCCAAGGCACUUCCUUUUAUUUGAAGAAGAGAUUUGGCACCGGCUACCUAUUGGUCUGCAUAAUGCAGACUGGCUGUGAUGUAGGAGCCGUAACCCAGUUGAUAAGAAAGUACGUUCCACACAUGACCCCAGAGCGAGUGUUGGGAACUGAACUCACCUAUCGCCUGCCCACCGAGUACUCAAGGAAGUUUGCAGGGCUACUGCAGGACUUGGAUGACAAGUGUGCCCAACUACAGUUGGUGGGCUACGGCCUAAGUGGAGCUACUCUGGAAGAUGUGUUUAUGGCAGUCAACACCGAUAAAAGGGUUCGAGGUGGAGCGGAAGUGCCUCCGGCUGACGGAAGCGCGGGCUUCAAGGACCUGGUUUUUGACAGCAAAACGAGAGAAAACCGACGUGUCUCACGUUGCUUUAUGUUUUGGCAGGCUCUCUUCCUUAAGAAGUUCUAUACCACCACUAGGAACUACUGGCUGCUGGGGAUUCAGCUGGUCCUGCCCAUAGUGGUCAUGGCGCUGACGAUUCUCAACUCGCGAGGUGGCAGGAUUUACUACGAACUGCCUGCUAUGCCUAUAUCCAUCAAUCAGUAUGGUCUCGCCUAUGUUAUAUUAGAGGAUAAUACAACCGAUCGGUCUUCGUCCUUGGCCGAGCUUUAUUCAAAGCACUUGGAGCACUACGGCAGUAGAUGCAAGUUGCUCAACACAGGCGAUCUCAAGUUCGAGGACUACAUACUGAGCUAUGGCCGAAAUUAUAGCCGGCGGAUUGAUUUCCAUUUCCUGGCAGGACUCAGUAUUGCAAAGGAUAGUUUAACUGUGUGGCUCAACAAUAAGCCCCUGCACACGGCUCCUCUGACGCUAAAUUUAUUGCACAACGCGCUGGCUAUUAAAUUGCUCGGCCAGGAUGCCUCUACCUACGUAACUAAUGAGCCUCUGCCAUAUAGCGAUGAUGCCAGGACUUUGCGACUGAAUAAGGGACAGGUGCUGGGCGCUGAAAUAGCCAUAAAUUUAUCCCUAACCAUGUGCUUCGUCACGGCCUUCUAUGCGAUACCCAUCAUCAGAGAACGCGAAACGCGAGCCAAGCUCUUGCAAUUCUUGAGUGGAGUUGAUGUGUGUGCCUACUGGACGAGUCACAUUGUCUGGGAUUACCUGAUAUUUGUUCUCUCGGCCUUUUCCUCCAUACUCACCAUUGCGGCAUUCAAGGAGAUUGGCUACACAACCCCACUAGAUCUCAGUCGGUACUUCUAUAUGCUGCUGGUAUUUGGGUUUCCCGGAAUCAUGCUAAGUUACGCGGCAUCAGGAUGCUUCUCCGACGCAGCCACUGGCUUCACUCGCAUAUCCAUCAUAAACACCUUGCUGGGAACUGGGCUCUUUCUGCUGUUCAUGACCCUGAAUUUCGAGGCCUUUCAGCUGAAGGCGGUGGCCGAACAACUAGCCUGGUACUUUCGAGUGUCCCCACACUACAGCCUGGCCAGCUCCACCCACAACAUCCACAUAGGUUACAACAUUCGACGUGGCUGCAGUAUGGGUGGCAUCAGGAAACUACCAAAAGAUCUGCGCUGCCGGAACGUUCCCAUAUGCUGUGAUAUUCCGGACUACUUCGGCUGGCGGAACCCUGGUGUUCUGCCAGAAAUCACAUAUAUGAUUUUGUUUGGCCUAAUAUUGUUUCUGCUAUUAGUUAUGCACGACGGCAAGGUAUACAAUCUUAUAUGCGAAAAGUUGGGAAAUUGUUUUUCGAAGAGAAAGCGUUUGGACGGAGGGUCUUCUAUUGAAAACGAGGACGUAGUCGCGGAACGGCUAGUGGUGCGAGAGAUGAUAAACUCGGGGAGAAAAGAUAUACCUCUUCUGGUCUAUAACAUCACCAAGCGCUAUAGAAGCAAACUUGCAGUGAAGGGCAUUUCGUUCCACGUGCCCCACGCCGAAUGUUUCGGUCUUCUGGGAAUCAACGGAGCUGGCAAGACUUCCACCUUUAAGAUGCUAGCUGGGGAUGAGAAGAUAACCUCGGGAGAAGCCUACAUAGAUGGCACCAACAUAUCCACGCAUAAGGUGUAUCGGAAAAUCGGCUAUUGUCCGCAGUUUGACGCACUCUUUGAGGAUUUGACCGGCCGCGAGACCUUGAAUAUUUUUUGCCUGUUGCGAGGAGUGCAACGUCGACAUGUGAAGCCCAUAUGCUGGGGACUGGCCAUAUCCUUCGGAUUCGCCAAGCACAUGGAUAAGCAGACGAAGCAUUACAGCGGCGGAAACAAGCGAAAGUUGAGCACCGCCAUAUCGGUUCUGGGAAACCCAUCCGUUCUGUACCUGGAUGAGCCCACCAGUGGCAUGGAUCCCGCCGCAAGACGCCAACUUUGGCGCAUAAUAGGCCUGAUCCGAACUGCCGGAAAGUCUAUUGUCCUGACCUCGCACAGUAUGGAUGAGUGCGAGGCCCUGUGCAGCCGACUGGCUAUAAUGGUUGAUGGCGAAUUCAAGUGCAUCGGAACGGUGCAAAGCCUGAAGAAUCAGUACUCGAAGGGUUUGAUCCUUAAGGUUAAGGUCAAGCACAAAAAGAAAACCUUUCAGAGAGUUGUGGAAGACUCAUCUUCGUCAGCUGAUAAAAAAUCGAUCACAGAAACUGAUUCGAAGUUUCUUCAAGGAGCCUCUGUUUUAGAAAGCUCUCUUACAGAUCGAAUCUUAAACGUUAAUCGAUUUAUAUUAAAAGAGAUUCCCGAUGCCGAACUGAAGGAGGAAUAUAAUGGCCUGAUAACGUACUACAUACCACACUCAAAAAUAUUGGCCACAAUUUUCCAGCUCCUGGAAACUAACUCGCAUAAGCUGAACAUUGAAGACUAUCUAAUUAUGCAAACGCGACUGGAGGAAAUCUUUUUGGAUUUCGCUUCGAAACGAGAUGGUUCGCAAAUCUUCACUAAACGGAAAUGUUGGUGUUGCUAAUUAACUUGUUGCGUUGUUAGUUAUUAAUAGAUUUUGUAAAUGCAAA
Drosophila teissieri is the source of this 5224-nucleotide messenger RNA. Its product is annotated as retinal-specific phospholipid-transporting ATPase ABCA4. NCBI's taxonomy places the organism in Eukaryota, Metazoa, Arthropoda, Insecta, Diptera, Drosophilidae. The record is from RefSeq and is a predicted model, not a curated record. Gene Ontology annotation, biological process: lipid transport; transmembrane transport. Gene Ontology annotation, molecular function: ATP hydrolysis activity; lipid carrier activity; ATP binding. The transcript is spliced from 2 exons. Gene Ontology annotation, cellular component: intracellular membrane-bounded organelle; membrane. Bases 19 to 5178 code for a protein of 1719 amino acids.